AUGGAUACUCAAGUAACACCUCGUCGUCUCUCAUCAAUCAAUAUGAAGAUGAUGCAAGAGGUGGGUGUGUAUGUUCCAAUGACACACGAAAUCUACAAGCAGUGGUCAAGGCGGGUCACCAACACUGGUGACAUUAUGUACGUGAAUCUACCAGAGAGGCUAGGUGAAGAUAAAACGGACAACCAGAACGACUGGGUAGUCUUCUGGAUCUUUGUAUUCCGCCACUUGACUAAAGAUUGGCUGCAGACUGCUCGCUUCUCAAGGACGAACAACAAACUCGUCACCCUGAAGAACACUGACGACCUUCCAUGGAGUGGAGACCAUAAGUCACUCCAGAAGCCCUCAAUCAACACACUCAUGUCAGAGGGAGUACGCUCGAUCUGGCCGCUACUGAGACACGAGGAGCAGCAUACUCUCGCACACUAUUGGGCGAGUCUCUUGCCGUCUUAUCCCGGCGACCCAAUACAACGAGCAGCUCCUCAGCCAAGCCGUGAGCAGCGUGGCGAAUGGGACUGGACCGGUCUCUACCAACCAGUCCGCCAAGAAUACGAUCCUAGCCUUGUGCGCUCUCACAUGUGCUGUUAUUCAGGCCGACAACCGGUUGAUUGUCGCUUCGACCAAACACGGCGGGGGGCGACUUCUUACCACACUGCUCUGUUAAAAGCCUACAGCCUUGAGCAGCUUCUCAGCCGAGCCGUGAACAGCGUGACAAACGGGACUGGACAGGUCUCUACCAACCAAUCCGCCAAGAAUACGAUCCUUGCCUUGUGCCCUCUCACAAGUGCUGUUAUUCUGGCCGACCACAGGCGGAUUGUCAGUUCAUUACCAACUUGUGCUUCGAACACGUAA
This is a messenger RNA of Bacidia gigantensis, 849 nucleotides long. RefSeq lists its product as uncharacterized. The coding region runs from base 1 to 849 and encodes 282 amino acids. The transcript is spliced from 2 exons. Lineage: Eukaryota; Fungi; Ascomycota; Lecanoromycetes; Lecanorales; Ramalinaceae. The record is from RefSeq and is a predicted model, not a curated record.